This is a messenger RNA of Mandrillus leucophaeus (drill), 2856 nucleotides long. RefSeq names its product RNA binding motif protein 8A (gene RBM8A). The transcript has 6 exons. Bases 111 to 635 code for a protein of 174 amino acids. NCBI's taxonomy places the organism in Eukaryota, Metazoa, Chordata, Mammalia, Primates, Cercopithecidae. Gene Ontology annotation, molecular function: mRNA binding. The record is from RefSeq and is a predicted model, not a curated record. Gene Ontology annotation, cellular component: cytoplasm; exon-exon junction complex; nucleus. Gene Ontology annotation, biological process: RNA splicing.
AGAGUUAGCCUUUGAUUGGUCAGCUUGACCGGCGACCUUUCCCCUCUGCGACAGUUUCCCGAGGUACCUAGUGUCUGAGCGGCACAGAGGAGAUCUCGAUCGAAGGCGAGAUGGCGGACGUGCUAGAUCUUCACGAGGCCGGGGGCGAAGAUUUCGCCAUGGAUGAGGAUGGGGACGAGAGCAUUCACAAACUGAAAGAAAAAGCGAAGAAACGGAAGGGUCGCGGCUUUGGCUCCGAAGAGGGGUCCCGAGCGCGGAUGCGUGAGGAUUAUGACAGCGUGGAGCAGGAUGGCGAUGAACCCGGACCACAACGCUCUGUUGAAGGCUGGAUUCUUUUUGUCACUGGAGUCCAUGAGGAAGCCACUGAAGAAGACAUACACGACAAAUUCGCAGAAUAUGGGGAAAUUAAAAACAUUCACCUCAACCUCGACAGGCGAACAGGAUAUCUGAAGGGGUAUACUCUAGUUGAGUAUGAAACAUACAAGGAGGCCCAGGCUGCUAUGGAGGGACUCAAUGGCCAGGAUUUGAUGGGACAGCCCAUCAGCGUUGACUGGUGUUUUGUUCGGGGUCCACCAAAAGGCAAGAGGAGAGGAGGCCGAAGACGCAGCAGAAGUCCAGACCGGAGACGUCGCUGACAGGUCCUCUGUUGUCCAGGUGUUCUCUUCAAGAUUCCAUUUGACCAUGCAGCCUUGGACAAAUAGGACUGGGGUGGAACUUGCUGUGUUUAUAUUUAAUCUCUUACCCUAUAUGCAUACUAUUUGAGUUGCGAAUAAAUGUUCCAUUUUUGUUUUCUACAUUUAAUAUUACUUUCCUAUCGUAAAAUUGAAAGUUCUAAAGCAUAGUAAGGCUGUAUGGAUCAUUGUGAAGAUAAUUCUAGGGACUGAACUCUAUUUCUUUUUUUUUUGAGAUAGAGUCUUGCUGUGUUCCCCAGGCUGGAGUGCAGCUGCGUGAUCAUAGCUCACUGCAGCUUCAAACUCCUGGGCUCAAGCCAUCCUUCUGCCUCACCCUCCCUAGUAGUUGGGAUUACAGGCACAUGCCAGCAUGCCCGGCUAAAUUUUUAAUAUUUUUGUAGAGAUGGGGUCUUGCUGUGUUGCCUGGGUUGGUUAUGUGAAUUUCUAUACUAGAUACAGUCUCAAGUUUCAGGUAGGGUUUAAAGUAGACACUGGUCAGUAUUUCUUUUUUGGGGGAACUAGGAGAGCAGGAGUAGAAGUGAGAUGUUAAGAUCUUAUGGCAUUAAAGACUUAUUAUUUUGUUCCUAUAUACUCUGUUAGGAUCAGAUAGAUGUUAUAGAAAUGUCUUUUGUUUCUCCUGCACUUCUUGAUGUCACAGUUUUUUGUACUUCCUGCUGUCUAAGGGCAUGAAUCUCCUGUUGGAGCAUUCUCCCAGACCCUUCUUUAGAAGAGUCUAUACUAAGCUCUUGGUGCCCUCUUCGGCAGCCAAGGGUGAAGGCCCCAUAGAGGAGAGGAUCCAAAGGAGCAUUGAGGAGGCCAAAAAGGAAAAGGAUGUGGCUCAGGCUGGGAGGGACUUCAGUUAGCAUGGUGGGGGAGAACCAGUACCACAGACCCAGUAGGUAAUAAGGUGUCCAGCAGAGGAUGAAGGUCAGCAAGAUAAACAGGGCCAGUCUCAGGGCCCGGAGACGAACAUGGGGACGAUUGUCAAAGGAGCGGCAGAGGGCAAAUUCACCAGCAGGGGCUAGGAAUUUAGAAAACAUACUGUAAUUCAGAGUCUAAGCUUCUGAACUGAGUAUAGGGUGAACUGAUGGAGGGGCAUAGCUAGUGACACAGAGCUUGCCUCCUACAAGGAGGAGAAUGCUGCAAACCCUUUUCCCCUUCCCAACCUAGGACUAUAUGAUCUCUUAUCCCCAGGGAUUAUGAUAGAAAUGUGAAGCCACCCAGUCUACUUUAAGACUUGAUGGUGUUCAAGAAUAAAUAAUACUGAUUGCCUCCCUAGUCCUUGUCUAGCUAACUCAGCUGUUUAUAAUUGAAAGGAUUCAACAAAAUUAGCAUCAGGUGCUAGACAUAUGGUUAGGAUCUCACCACAGUUGAGUGACUGGUAGAUAGCUAUUAGGUAGGUAGAUAAAUGAUGCUAGAGGCAACAGAUCUAGGGUUAAGGAUUAAGGCCUGGGAAUUGGAGUCUCACCAUGACUCCCCUUCCUUGUCUGAGGGCUGGACACACUGAGGACAAUGCGGCUAUAGCAGAUGGCCAUGGCAGUCAGUGGCAGCAGAAAGAGGCAGCAGAAGGUGAGGAGGUUAUAGGUGGUCUCUUGCCAUCGAGCCUUGAAGCUGCCUUUGGUGACACACUGAGUGAAAGGGACUGGGCCAGCUCGGUGGACGGUAUGGAACAGGAACAGCUGGAGUGGAGUUCAGGACUAUUAGAACUGGUUCCCCUCACCACUCAGCCUACCCACCUAUGUCAUACUGUCUCCUCCCAAUUCAUCCUUAAUUCCAAGUGAAGCAGCACAGUGCUGAAAAACAGUUCAUCCAUGGUGCCAUGUUAAAGAGGUUGGAAAUAUGUCUUGAAAAUCCUGUCUUCCUUUUAGGCUUGAAUAUGAUGCUGAGCAGUGAGUUUGUUAAAUCUCAGAACUUAAAACAAUCCCACCUUCUCAAGUACUAUUCUAACACUGCGCUUUAUAAGGGAUGAUAUUUCUACCACCUCACUCAUAUUUUUAGCUGAAAUGAUUUUCCUGGUAUGUCUGUUAUUUUGUGGAAAAAGAAAAACUGUGUAAAAUGGGUGCUGCCAAAAUUCCAGGCCAUUUUGCAGUGACUCUGAAGUGACCUUUAGUAGUAAUAGUCUUAUGUGCAGUAACUAUAAUGGUAAAGAAUGUUAAAUAAUAAAAUUUAACAUUUUCCAAAUGCU